Molecule: messenger RNA, 1721 nt
Organism: Tachyglossus aculeatus (Australian echidna)
Lineage: Eukaryota; Metazoa; Chordata; Mammalia; Monotremata; Tachyglossidae
Gene: CAPZA2
Product: capping actin protein of muscle Z-line subunit alpha 2
Exons: 10
Coding region: 24-884 (286 amino acids)
Biological process (GO): actin cytoskeleton organization; barbed-end actin filament capping
Cellular component (GO): F-actin capping protein complex; actin cortical patch
Molecular function (GO): actin filament binding
Source: RefSeq, a predicted model, not a curated record
CCGCGCCCGCGCCCCCGGCCAAGAUGGCGGACGUGGAGGAGCAGCUGUCGGAUGAGGAGAAGGUGCGCAUAGCAGCAAAAUUCAUCAUUCAUGCCCCUCCUGGAGAAUUUAAUGAGGUGUUUAAUGAUGUCCGAUUACUGCUUAAUAAUGAUAAUCUUCUCAGGGAAGGAGCAGCCCAUGCCUUUGCACAGUAUAACCUGGACCAGUUUACACCAGUAAGAGUUGAAGGCUAUGAUGAACAGGUAUUAAUAACCGAGCACGGUGACUUGGGAAAUGGAAAAUUUUGGGAUCCCAGAAACCGGGUCUCUUUCAAAUUCGAUCACCUAAGAAAGGACGCCACGGAUCCGAGACCCCAGGAACCAGAAAAUGCAGUAGAAUCGUGGAGACACUCAGUUGAAACUGCGAUGCGAGCUUACGUGAAAGAGCAUUAUCCCAAUGGCGUCUGCACUGUGUACGGUAAAACGAUUGACGGACAGCAAACCAUCAUUGCCUGCAUAGAGAGCCAUCAGUUCCAAGCAAAAAACUUUUGGAAUGGCCGUUGGCGGUCAGAAUGGAAGUUUACAAUCACUCCUUCAACCACUCAGGUGGUGGGAAUCUUGAAAAUACAGGUUCACUAUUAUGAAGAUGGUAAUGUUCAGCUAGUGAGCCAUAAAGAUAUCCAGGAUUCUCUAACUGUGUCUAAUGAAGUCCAAACAGCAAAAGAAUUUAUAAAGAUUGUAGAAGCUGCAGAAAAUGAGUACCAGACUGCCAUCAGUGAGAAUUACCAAACCAUGUCAGACACUACCUUCAAGGCCUUACGUCGACAGCUGCCAGUCACACGCACCAAGAUUGACUGGAAUAAGAUCCUCAGCUACAAGAUUGGGAAGGAAAUGCAAAAUGCUUAACAUGAACAUUGCAUGACUGGAUCGUUUUAGUGUCCUUGUGUACCAAUCCAGAUUAUUACAGAAGUAUUCAGAAUCGGGGAGCCUCCUAGCCAAGAGUGGUCUUUUGCCUUGGAAUCAUUGUAAUGGAGUAGUUUGGUUAGAGCACGAAGCUUAGCUAAUGACCCUUUUUCUUUUUCAAUUUCUUGGUUCCCUGGGUUCAGGGAGGGUUGCAAAUCAAUUUAGAUGAAAAUCUCUUAGUUUCCACUGCGUUGAAGAGAUUUGGGGGAAAGAUUAUGUAUGAGUUGGGAAACGAUUUCGACGUACUGUAACCCUGUAAUUGAAGUCUGUUGCGUUAUUGAAGAAGGCAACUUCUGAAAUUUGUUGGAUCUUCAAAGGGAUCAUUGAUGGACAUUUGGAGUUUCAGGUGAUUAAUGCUGCUGAAGAAAUUGUCUGGCUCCCCCCAGACCUCCUCCACAUUGUAAGAGGAGUUUGGGGGAAAGCAUUUUCUGUAUGAAUUUGAUUUAUACCUUUCUGACUAGUUAUUUAGCUAGCUUGGUGUUUAACUGAACUGUUUUUUAAACAAGGCCAUGGUCUAAUGCUGUUUUAAGAUUUUGAAAUUAAAUGAAAACACUUAUUUCAAAAUGCAUUUAAUGCUUGGUUUCUGUGACAGUUACUCCAACGAGCUCAGUUUCCAUCUGCCCUUGAGACAUUUUUUUAUCAUGCAGCCACAAAUGUAUUAUAACAAGGCAAAUUGUAAUAUAUAAUCCUGCACUCCUGACUGUGUCUCAGUUUAUUUUUUUUCCCUUGGAUUGAAAUGUACUAAAAUUCAGUGUGACAUUAAAAUGCAAAUUUUCUAUU